This is a messenger RNA of Manihot esculenta (cassava), 1902 nucleotides long. RefSeq lists its product as uncharacterized. Gene Ontology annotation, cellular component: chloroplast. The transcript is spliced from 8 exons. The coding region runs from base 189 to 845 and encodes 218 amino acids. The record is from RefSeq and is a predicted model, not a curated record. NCBI's taxonomy places the organism in Eukaryota, Viridiplantae, Streptophyta, Magnoliopsida, Malpighiales, Euphorbiaceae.
AUCUCCAUCCAAAAACAAAUAAUAGAAGCCGGAGUCUACAAAUUCCAAGUCCGAAAAAGGAGAAGCAGCAGCCACAAUCUUAAAGGCCCCAUCAAAAUCUCAAAAUACCCACAUCGUCCCUCGUUCUUGUUUGUGUCCAGUGUCGACCACGCGUCUUGCAGCACUUACCAGCUCUUCACCAGGAAGCAAUGGAUUUUUUGUUCAAGGGGUUCAAUGAAGACACAUCUUAUUGUCAAUUCGAUGAGAAGAACGUUCAGAGAUGCCCUUUUUUGCGAAACAUCAACAAGCCAACUAAUUUCUCAUUUUUUUCUGUGAAUUUUCCCAGUCCUGUGAGGGGAGCCAAAGGUCCAAUAUUUGAAGAUGGUCCAAAUUUUGAUAUGGCAUUUAAACUAUUUCAUGGGAAAGAUGGGGUGGUUCCACUGAACAGGUCUAAUUUCCGUAAUGACAUUUUGGAACCUGACUCAACACCCCAAUUCAACCCUUUAGCAGCAAAAGCUGCCACUAUUAGUUUAUCUGCAUUUGGCCCAGGUGGACCAUUUGGCUUUGGUUCCUUCAAUGACAAGUGGAAGAAUCAAAAGAAGAGAUCUGAUUCCACCAACAAAAGUGAUCCAUCUUCUCAGAAAGGAAACACCUCAAAGCAUGAGGCACUGGGAAAUGAGUGGUUAGAAACAGGGAACUGUCCAAUUGCUAAAUCUUAUAGAGCUGUCAGUGGUGUACUCCCCCUUGUGGCAUCGUCUCUUCAACUGCCUCCUGGCAUGAAGCUUAGAUGUCCACCUGCUGUAGUUGCUGCACGGGCUGCCCUUGCUCCUCUUCAGAUCAAGAUCCAGAAGCCGUGGCAGGAAUGAUGCUAUAAAUAAUGGAACUACAUUAUAUGUGACUGGCCUGUCUACACGGGUAACAGAAAGGGACCUAGAAGAACAUUUCUCCAAGGAGGGAAAGGUAGCGUCUUGUUUUCUUGUUGUGGAGCCCCGUACGCGCAUUUCUCGUGGUUUUGCUUUUGUUACGAUGGACAGUGUUGAUGAUGCAAACCGUUGCGUUAAGUAUCUUAAUCAGUCAGUUCUAGAGGGCAGAUAUAUUACGGUCGAGAAGGUAAUGUUAUUGUACCCUGGUCUUGAACACGAGUCAGUUUCAACUGGAUCCUUCCUUCUUAACUUGAAGGUUUUCUGGUUAUAUUCAGAAGAUAUUGUCAGCUAUGUUGGCAGCAAUCAAAGAUGAUCAGUUCAUCCAUGUCACAACUUAAGUGAAACAGCUUGAUCAAUGGCCAGCUUAAACAGCUUUUCAAAUGCUUGUGAUCAACUAAACAUAGCAACUAUAUUGUUCAACAACUAUACAACUUCAGCAUUCAAUUUCAACUCUCAACUAAAUCAACGGACAUUACCAACAGCAUUCAAUUUCAACCCUCAACUAAUCAAGGACAUUACCAACAACUUUCUAGUCAGGCUUAUGUCACGGAGGAAACGAGCCAGAACUCCAACACCGGGGCACUAUCUUGGGCUGAAAAGCAAUAGGGACUAUGGUUAUCGUGGAGAUCGAGGUAGAUAUCGUGGCCGUGAUGAUUAUCGGAGGUCUCCUAGGCGCUCCCCUUAUCGUGGGGGUCGGGAAUAUUCUCCCAGGCACUCCCCCCCUAUGGUGGAAGGUCGAGGAGGGAGAGGUCCAGAUCACCCUACUCUCCUCCUUAUCGUGGCUCUAGGUGAGGCCAUAUGGCCUAUUAUUCCAUAUAGGAAUCAUAGAGAUGUAGUGUUAACUGCUUAUGGGCUUUGAGCAUCGAUUAUGUUGUUUGUAACGCCUGAAAUGACUUGCUGCGUUCAUUUAGGACAUGUAGUUGUGUGUUGCUACUGAAACUCGUGGUUGAACAAUUGUUUAUGAAAUGGUACGCUCGUGCGGUAAAAUGGUUUUUAUUUC